Messenger RNA from Quercus lobata, 1372 nucleotides. RefSeq names its product monooxygenase 2-like. The transcript has 6 exons. Bases 71 to 1312 code for a protein of 413 amino acids. Lineage: Eukaryota; Viridiplantae; Streptophyta; Magnoliopsida; Fagales; Fagaceae. The record is from RefSeq and is a predicted model, not a curated record. Gene Ontology annotation, molecular function: FAD binding.
AUUCUAUCUUGGGGAAAAAAAUAUCUCAUUACCAAAUCUCCUUCUCCAGAGAAAAAAAAGCCAAAAUAUCAUGGAAGAAGUGCAAGACAUUGUAAUUGUGGGAGCUGGAAUUGCUGGUCUUACAACAUCCUUAGGACUUCAUAAGUUGGGUAUUCGAAGCUUAGUAUUGGAAUCCUCAAGUAGUUUGAGGAUCACAGGAUUUGCCAUUGGAACAUGGACAAAUGCUUGGAAGGCCUUAGAUGCUGUUGGCAUUGGUGACUCCCUUCGACAACAACAUAAACAGAUUUAUUGGAAUUUGAGUACCUCUACAAUUUCAGGAGUUCAAAUAGCAGCGAUGUCAUUUGUUGCCAAAGGAAAAUAUGGAGACCACGAAUUUCGUUGUGUGAAUAGGAAGCUAUUGUUGGAAGCCCUUGCAAAGGGGCUCCCAAGUGGCACCAUUAGGUUCUCUUCCAAGGUGGUUUCUAUAGAGAUAUCAGGCUUUUAUAAGCUUGUGCAUCUUGCUGAUGGAACCAUUCUCAAGACUAAGGUGUUGAUUGGGUGUGAUGGAGUGAACUCAGUGGUGGCAAAGUGGUUGGGCUUCAAGGCACCGACUUUCACAGGGAGAGCUGCCAUCAGGGGUUGUGUAAAUUUCAAGUCCAAUCAUGGGUUUGAGCCUAAGUUCUUUCAGUUCUUCGGGAAAGCAUUCCGAUUUGGUUUUCUUCCUUAUGAUGACAAUGGCGUCUAUUGGUUUUUAUUGACAUCCAGCGAAGAUAAAGAGAGAGAAGACAGCCCAAUUAAAAUGAAGCAAUUUGUGUUAAGCAAGUUAGGAAAUGAAUAUGUACCUGAUGAAAUAAAGGCCGUUGUUGAAAAUACUGAAUUGGAUUCCAUUAUAUCGUCCCCAUUAAGGUACAGACAUCCCUGGGAGCUUCUUUGGGGAAACAUCAACAAAGACAAUGUAUGUGUAGCCGGUGAUGCACUCCACCCCAUGACCCCAGACAUUGGCCAAGGUGGUUGUGCUGCCUUAGAAGAUGGUGUUGUUUUGGCCAGGUGCCUUGCUGGGGCUUUGCUUAAAGAACAAAGUGAGGAAACAAGAGGGGAAGGUGAUAGAGAAAAAGAGGAAUAUAAGAGGAUUGAGAUGGGGUUGAAGAAGUAUGCCAAAGAGAGGAGAUGGAGAAGCAUUGAGCUCAUAAAUACAUCUUAUUUUGUUGGUUUUUUACAGCAGGGUAAUGGACAAGUGACAUCCUUCUUAAGAGACAAUAUAUUGCCUACAUUCCUAGCUGGGUUACCGUUGAAGAGAGCUGAUUUUGAUUGUGGGAAGCUCAGCAUUUCUUGAAUGCAGUCAUGCAUAUACAUAUGUUUUGCAUUGUUAUUGCUAUUUUUUUUUUCAACCAUU